Messenger RNA from Ochotona princeps (American pika), 1219 nucleotides. It is a transcript of the gene ABHD10, whose product is annotated as abhydrolase domain containing 10, depalmitoylase. Gene Ontology annotation, biological process: protein depalmitoylation. The record is from RefSeq and is a predicted model, not a curated record. Gene Ontology annotation, cellular component: mitochondrion. The transcript is spliced from 5 exons. Bases 50 to 970 code for a protein of 306 amino acids. Lineage: Eukaryota; Metazoa; Chordata; Mammalia; Lagomorpha; Ochotonidae. Gene Ontology annotation, molecular function: palmitoyl-(protein) hydrolase activity; hydrolase activity, hydrolyzing O-glycosyl compounds.
UCAUGCGCGGCCCCGGAGGACGGUGCGGCCCGCCGGGACUGCUGGGAAUAUGGCGGGCACGGGACUUGCUGCCGUGGCGGCCUGGGUACCCCGCCGGAGCUGGGGCUGGGCAGCCAUGUCCCUCGGUCCCCACCGUGACUUCAGUACGUUACUUGCACGGAAGCCCCCGCGGGUGCCCCGGUGGCUCCCAGCUUGCAGACAGAAGGCAUCGGUUUCUUUCCUUAAGCGACCAGACCUUCCCAAACUGGCUUAUAAGCAACUAAAAGGCAAAAGUCCGGGAAUUAUCUUCAUCCCUGGCUAUCUCUCUAAUAUGAAUGGUACAAAAGCAUUGGCAAUUGAGGAGUUUUGCAAAUCCCUAGGUCACGCCUAUAUAAGAUUUGAUUACUCAGGAGUUGGAAGUUCAGAAGGCAACUUAGAAGAAUGCACAGUGGGGAAAUGGAGAAAAGAUGUUCUUUCUAUAAUUGAUGAAUUAGCUGUAGGACCACAGAUACUAGUUGGAUCUAGCCUUGGUGGCUGGCUUAUGCUUCAUGCUGCAAUUGCACGGCCGGAAAAGGUCAUGGCACUUAUUGGUGUGGCUACUGCUGCAGAUGGCCUGGUGACAAAGUUUAAUCAGCUUCCUGUUGAAGUAAAAAAAGAAGUAGAGAUGAAAGGUAUAUGGACCAUGCCAUCAAAAUACCAUGAAGAAGGCGUUUACCACAUUCGGUACAGUUUCAUUAAAGAAGCUGAGCACCACUGCUUGCUGCACAGCCCUAUUCCUGUGACCUGCCCUGUCAGAUUGCUGCAUGGCAUGAAGGACGACAUCAUUCCUUGGCACACGUCCAUGCAGGUUGCUGACCGGGUGGUCAGCAAAGAUGUAGAUGUAAUCCUCCGGAAAGAUAGUGACCACCGAAUGAAGGAGAAAGCAGACAUUCAGCUUCUUGUUUAUACUAUUGAUGACUUAAUUGAUAAACUUUCAACUGUAGUUAACUAGAAUCGUGCUUUUGGUUGGUAUAUAAGCUCACAUAUCCAAAAGAUUAGCAGAGGAACAGCUAGUCAUAAAUCUUCAUAUUUUAAGUUCUUCCCUCUACCUCUCUUUUGUAAAUAUUGGGUAAGUAUUUAUCUAAUGAUGUAUUUGCAUAAACUGUACAAAUUGUGAAAAAGAAAAAAAGUAUACUGACUGCUGUUUGGAAAUUUUCUUCUUCAGAUCUUAAUUUUCUUUCUAUUAAAAUAUCUCAUUUUA